Molecule: messenger RNA, 435 nt
Organism: Drosophila innubila
Lineage: Eukaryota; Metazoa; Arthropoda; Insecta; Diptera; Drosophilidae
Exons: 2
Coding region: 47-403 (118 amino acids)
Source: RefSeq, a predicted model, not a curated record
UAUUUAUGACUUUGAAUAGGUCACUCUAAAUUGGACGUUGACAAACAUGAAUGUCAAUUUACUUAGCUCGUUGCUGCUUAUGCUCAUGGCUAACACGGCUAUCUCGGGUCCGGUUCCAAAUUACGUAGAAGGCAGCCUUAUUUCGAUACCCCUUGAUCGCAAUGGAUACCCAAUGAGUUUCGACAGCUAUAAUCAAGUUAGUAAUGCAGACUUGUUAAAAGCCUUGUUGCCGACCUCUGAGAAAGACCAACCUGCCGCCAAACUGACCGUUACCUAUGAGAACAAGGCCAAUGAAUUCCGAACGGUAAUUCACAAUUUAACGGAAGAACUUGCGGAUGAUUCAGAUGCUGCAGAGCUAGAGGGAGGUCCAUUUAAACUUGAAGAUAUGCAUGCUAUUGGAUAAAGGAAAACUUAAAUUGAAUCUAAAAAAUUGUA